Trifolium pratense (red clover) is the source of this 1731-nucleotide messenger RNA. Its product is annotated as probable xyloglucan endotransglucosylase/hydrolase protein 30. Bases 428 to 1477 code for a protein of 349 amino acids. The record is from RefSeq and is a predicted model, not a curated record. The transcript has 4 exons. Gene Ontology annotation, cellular component: apoplast; cell wall. Lineage: Eukaryota; Viridiplantae; Streptophyta; Magnoliopsida; Fabales; Fabaceae. Gene Ontology annotation, biological process: xyloglucan metabolic process; cell wall biogenesis. Gene Ontology annotation, molecular function: hydrolase activity, hydrolyzing O-glycosyl compounds; xyloglucan:xyloglucosyl transferase activity.
AGACCAUUCGAUUCCUAAAAAAAGAAAGAUUGGAUGUUAGGAAAUAUUAUUCAUAAAUAAAUUUGUAUCCAUGUCACUUCAUGUAUAGCAAAUUAUUAUUUAUGGUUAAAUCAUUUUUUCCAUUAUUUAUUUAUUUAUUUUUGGUGACUAUGGAUAUGCAAAUUAAUUAAACGUAUACAAUGGCACGCCUCAUGAUAUUCCACUAAGCCAAGGGCAAUUUUAGAAACACAUAAAUAUAAAAUAAAAUAAUCAAAUCAAAGGCAAAGACUAGGAGCAUCCAAUUAAAGACCAAUAUCCCCUCUUAUUCUUCACUGAUUUUCCUAUCAACUUGGUUCCGUGUAUAAAUAUAGACUGAAGAGAGAAGAAGAAACCAAAAAAAGUGGAGGGUAGAGAGAGAGAGAGAGAGAAAUCACUUAUUAAAAUUAUUAUGGAUCAUCAUAGCUUACGUUGUUUUGUGACUAUACCCAAAAAAACUCAUUUUCUUUUCUCUUUUUCUUUGUUUCUUCUCUUCAGUUUCUCAAACGCAGCUUUCGACCUUGCAACCAUACCCUUCAAUGAUGGCUAUUCUCCUCUCUUCGGAGACGGCAACGUUGUCCGUACCACCGAUGGAAACGGCGUCCAACUCCUCCUUGAUCGCUACACCGGUGCUGGGUUCAUUUCUUCCAAUAUGUACCAAUAUGGAUUCUUUAGUGCAAAUAUCAAGUUACCAUCAAAUUAUACUGCUGGAAUUUGUGUUGCGUUUUAUACAUCAAACGGCGAUGUGUACGAGAAAACGCAUGAUGAGUUGGACUUUGAAUUCUUAGGUAACGUAGCUGGAAAACCUUGGCGGUUUCAAACAAAUUUGUAUGGAAAUGGAAGCACUCAUCGUGGUCGUGAAGAACGUUACCGUCUUUGGUUCGACCCUACUAAAGGUUACCAUAGAUAUAGCAUUCUUUGGACGGCAAAAAACGUCAUAUUUUACAUUGAUGGAGUUCCAAUUAGAGAGGUGUUAAGAAAUGAAGAAAUGGGAGGUGAAUACCCAACUAAGCCAAUGUCAUUGUACUCUACAAUAUGGGAUGCAUCAAAUUGGGCCACAUCGGGUGGAAAAUACAAAGUGAACUAUAAGUAUGCUCCUUUUGUAGCUGAAUUCAAGGACCUAGUCCUUAAGGGUUGCUCUCUUGAUCCUAUUCAAGAAGUUACCAAUGGCGAUGUUUGCGAGGACCAAAACAUUGAUCUCGAAGCUCAAGACUACGCAGCUGUGACCCCAUUGCGUCGCCUCUCAAUGAGAAGGUUCCGUCAAAAGUUUAUGUACUACUCUUAUUGUUAUGAUACAAUUAGGUACCCUAUCCCACCACCUGAGUGUGAUAUUAUUCCGGGUGAGCAACAAAGAUUUAAGGAGACUGGAAGGUUGAAAUUUGGCGGGAGUCACCGCCGACGUUCUAGGCGAGGAGGCCGUACUACAAUUCCGAUAGAUGAGACCGAUCAGGGUGAUAUGUGAUAAUUUGAUUAGAUGUAUAUAAUAGGGUCGAUUUUGUGGAUUCUUUUGGCCUUUUGACAUUAUCAAUCCUAUGAUAGAGGUGAAUAAAUUAAUUGGUUAUAUAAUUUGUUCCUUAAAUUAUUGUGUGGUUUGGUUUUAUGUUUUUGUUACUUUGUGUGUGUUGUUUCAGUAGGUGGAAUAUUAUCGGUAUAUAAAUCUGUAUGAGUGCAUUAAAGAAUAGGUCAAAAUACAUAUUGGUGGACGGUUCUUGAUCA